AGGGGGACAGAGGAGGGCAGAUGACAUCUCCGGAAGUUAAGGCAAAAUAUCUCUACAAGAGACAAAGACAGUAGAAAAAUCACUUUUCGACUUUCCCUUCGACUUUCCUUUCCCUCGGUGUUUCUUCUUGAGGCUCACGCCCCGCUGUGCUCUGCAGAGCGGCACUGAUUCGCACUGAUCGCAGAACAGUACAUGAUCAUGUUCCUGUAUCUCCUUGGACUGGUGUCUCUUUGGUUCGUCUACCGCUGGUGGAAGGAAACGAAAAGGGUGUCCAACAAGGAAGAUAAAUAUGUCUAUGUCACUGGCUGCGACUCUGGCUUUGGCAACCUCCUCACAAAACACCUCGACAAGCUGGGCUUCCGCGUGAUCGCAGCCUGUUACACAGAGAAGGGUGAGGAUGAGCUGAAGAAGGUCUCCUCCGACAGACUGAUGACCGUGCACCUGGACGUCGCCGACUCUCAAAGUGUCGGCAAAGCAGCAGCUCUGAUCAAGACUGUGGUUGGAGAGAAGGGCCUGUGGGCUGUUGUGAACAAUGCUGGAGUCAGUCUGCCGUCUGGUCCCACUGACUGGCUCACUAUAGAGGAUUUUAAAUCCAUGAUAGCCGUCAAUCUGUGUGGAGUAAUAGAUGUGACACUGAGCGUCCUCCCUCUGAUCAAGAAGGCCAAAGGCAGGGUGGUGAACGUUGCCAGCGUGUUCGGACGAAUCAGCCCAUUCGGUGGACCUUACUGCGUGUCCAAGUAUGGAGUGGAGUCCUUCAAUGACAGCCUGCGGUUGAACAUGGCACCAUUCGGGGUCAAGGUGGCCUGCAUCGAGCCGGGGUUUUUCAAAACAAAUGUGACUGAUACAAUGGUGCUGAAGAAUAACCUGAGGAAGCUCUGGGACAGGCUACCUCAGGAUGUGAAGGACGACUAUGGGCAUGAUUUUUUGGAGAAAGGUUUUAAGGGUUUGGAGGACAGGUUCAAGCUGUUUACGGACUCAGACCUGAUGAAGGUGGUCGGCUGCAUGGAGCACGCCAUCUCUGCUGUUUACCCCCGCACUCGCUACUCUCCGGGGUGGGACGCAAAGUUCCUCUGGUUGCCUCUUUCAUACAUGCCGACCUGCAUCACAGAUAGACUUUUCCUUUUAGAUAGCCCCAAACCUAAAAUAUCUGUACUGUAGUUUCCAACAGAUGACUUAUUGGGUAGAACUGGUGUAUACAAAGAUCACUUCUGUUUAUUGUCACUCUAAUAAAUAUUUGUAAGUAAAGGCUUAAACCACUGAUAACAUCAUAUAAACAUAUUUGGUAUUAUAAAA
Molecule: messenger RNA, 1293 nt
Organism: Lates calcarifer (barramundi perch)
Lineage: Eukaryota; Metazoa; Chordata; Actinopteri; Centropomidae
Gene: dhrs9
Product: dehydrogenase/reductase (SDR family) member 9
Exons: 5
Coding region: 193-1158 (321 amino acids)
Molecular function (GO): oxidoreductase activity
Source: RefSeq, a predicted model, not a curated record